Molecule: messenger RNA, 2258 nt
Organism: Microcebus murinus (gray mouse lemur)
Lineage: Eukaryota; Metazoa; Chordata; Mammalia; Primates; Cheirogaleidae
Source: RefSeq, a predicted model, not a curated record
ACUACUGUGUCUAUGAGGGAGGAUCAGCCAGGACAUGGUGGAGCCUGAGGGGGGACCCAGGCUGUCUGUGUGAGAAGCACUAGCGGCUUUAUACUGCUCCUGUUAGUGCCUUUGAUUCUGACAGCACAACUGCGAGGCAGGGAUUGUGCUGAGAUGCGGGAAUUCAAACACAAUGAUGGUGGUUGCCAUUCUCAAGGAAGGAAGAAAGGUGGGAGUUAUUUCCGGGGUGAUUUUGGCAAAAGGAACCUGCAUUGUGAACAUGGAGGAUAUGAGCGUCUGCGUUCAUGCCGCAAGGCGGGUGAUGGAAACGUGGACAUGAGGGAUGUCCACGAGGACCCCCAAGUAAGACACACUCCUUAUACCAUCCGACGCAACAGGAGGAGAGUGAAUUGGCAUCAUGAUGACCAAAUCCAUAUCACUAUGUGGAGAGAUAGAAUACCUCCAGGGAGAAAACUGUGGGAGAACACACGAGGCAAAACCAUAGAGAGCUGGUUCAAGGUCACAAUUCCUUAUGGGAAAAACUAUGACAAGACAUGGCUCAUGAACUCAAUCCAGAGCCAUUGCAGUGUCCCCUUCACACCGGUCGAUUUCCACUACUUUAAAAAUAGGGCCCAGUUCUUUGUCCAGGAUGCCGGUGCUGCCUCUGCAUUGAAGGAUGUCAGCCACAAGGUUUGCGAUGAGCAGAACCGAAAGAUAUCUAUCUUUGUCGGUCCUUCUGCUGAACCCUACUCUGUGCAAAAUAAGUUGAAACCAGAACAAAUGGAGCAGCUAAAGCUGACCAUGAACAAACGAUAUGAUGUCUCCCAGCAAGCUCUUGACCUCCAGAAGCUCCGCUUUGACUCAGACUUGGUGGGGCGUGAUAUGGACAUAAUCCUGAGUCGAAGAAACUGCAUGGCUGCCACCCUGCAGAUCAUUGAGAUGAAUUUCCCUGAGUUAUUGUCCUUGAACUUGCGCAACAACAAACUGUACCGGCUGGAUGGCCUGUCUGACAUUAUAGAGAAGGCUCCCAAAGUCAAGAUCCUGAACCUCUCCAAAAAUGAGCUGAAUUCAACAUGGGAGUUGAGUAAGGUCAAAGGGCUGAAGCUGGAAGAGCUGUGGCUGGAAGGGAACCCCUUGUGCCGCACCUUCCCAGACCAGUCCGCCUACAUAAGUGCCAUCCGGGAUUGUUUCCCCAAAUUGUUACGCCUGGAUGGCCGAGAGUUAUCUCCACCAAUUAUCACUGACACUGAAGUCCCUGAGUUAGUAAAAUCCUGCCAGGAAAGCCAUAAAGGAUCUGAGACCCUAAAGAGUCUAGUCCUGCAAUUCCUGCAGCAGUAUUUCUUGAUCUAUGAUUCUGGAGACCGACAGAGUCUCCUGGAUGCUUACCACGAGGAGGCCUGCUUCUCCUUGACCAUUCCCUUCAACCCCGAGGACCCAGCUUCGAGCAGCUUGUGCAAGUACUUCAAGGAAAGCAGGAAUCUGAAAAUGCUCAAGGACCCCAGUGAGUGUGCAAUGGGGAAGACUGGGCAGGACCUGCAGAGACAGCUGCUGAAGCACACAAAACGUGACAUCGUGGACUCCCUCAGCGAAUUGCCCAAAACUCAGCAUGACCUCAGCUCCUUCCUGGUGGACGUGUGGUUCCAUACAGAAAGGAUGCUCUGCUUUUCUGUCAGUGGGGUGUUCAAGGAAGUGGAAGAAAGGUCUAAGGGAUGUUUUCGUGCCUUCACCAGAAUCUUCAUCUCUAUCCCUGCCAGCAAGUCCACUGUGUACAUUGUGAAUGAUGAGCUGAUUGUGAGGAAUGCCAGCCCCAAGGAGAUCCAGAGCGCCUUAUACAUCUCAGUGCCUACAUCCAGAUCCAGCUCCCUGCUCACCCUCUCCCAGGAGCGGAAAAAAAUGGUGCAGGUUUUCUCCAUGCAUUCUGGAAUGAAACUUGAGUGGUCUCAGAAGUGCCUUCAGGAUAAUCAGUGGAACUACGCCAGAGCUGGCCAGAUCUUCACUCUGCUCCAGGCCGAGGGCAAGAUCCCAGAGGAGGCCUUCCAGCAAAUCUCAUGAAAGGAGUCCUUGGAUGUCAUCUUCGUCCCCAUUCACAUCAUUUUCAUUUCUAUUUUCAAUAGCCUCAGGGCAUGCCCAUAACUGAGGCUGGAGGCCAAGCUGGCCAAGGAGCCAAAGUUACCUUGUAGGCCAGGUCACGUAACCACACGAAGAGCCAGUUGUUCUGUGUAUUUUCCCCACUCGUGAUCAUUGUUUAUUUUUAUAAUAAAGAAUGAUGUUGCACGUUG